CAUGGUCAUCUGUGGCAUUGACAAUGUCACCCUCUUCCAAGGACGCACACAAGCCGAGAGAAUUGCUUACAAAAUAUUCUCGGACGAUUUCACCACGACGAUGGACAGCACCAUUGACGAACUAAACCAACAGUUCAAGACCCUCGCAGGAUUGACAAUUGCACAAGGACAGAUACGCUUAAUGCCAGCUAUCAAAAAUAACAUCCGCACAUUCAUCCAAUGGUGCAGAGACAAGAUUUGCAUGGGACGAGACCCUUCCACAACGCCAUUUCCCGUCGUUGAUGCAGCCAAACUACUCAGACGCAUGAAAACACACAAACAAUAUGUGUAUGGCUCCAAGUUGAUGUUGCAACAAGCACUUCUGCAAGAUUUCACCAAUGAUGUCCAUUGGGAAGAUUGGUGCCCAACGUUCAAAAAUUACCUUCGCACCAUACCAGGAAGAGACGGUGUGCCACUGAGCUACAUUGUGAGAAUGAACGAUGCAGGAAUGCUCACCCUGCACAAAGAUUUCUUGGAAACCUACGUCAACAUGGCACCACAUGUUGGCAAAGCAUACGUCAUGGAUAACGCCAAAGUCCUAGUCCUUCUCAGCAACUUUAUCGUGGGGAAUACCAAAGCUGAAGCGAUUCUCCAAGCCAUCAACAUUGCAGGCAAUGGGAGAGAAGCAUUCAACGCACUACGUACCCACUACGAGGGUGAAGGAAUCCAACCAAAAAUGAACUGGUCCAUGUUUGAACAAAUGUUAAAGAAAGCAUAUGCAACAUGUGACAAACAUCAGGGGAGAGAAGUCCAUUCAGAUGCAAUGAAACUGCGUAGCCUACAAAACAAGGUUACAGCACCAUUCCUACAACUGAACAAGAUGGCAAUCGAUACGGAAGUUGAUGACUUUCACGAUAGCAUUACAAAUCUACCAAACUGCAGUGAGAGAAAAGUUUCCCCAGGGAACCAGCAAUGCAACCGAUAG
Molecule: messenger RNA, 964 nt
Organism: Cylindrotheca closterium
Lineage: Eukaryota; Bacillariophyta; Bacillariophyceae; Bacillariales; Bacillariaceae
Source: the annotation of a GenBank genome assembly